CCGCCCCGCUCUCGGCGAGCGGCAGCGCUGCCUGGCUCCGCGGCCGGCGCUCGACGCGCGCUGCCUGGCGCCGCCCGGGCCGCCGCCGCCAUGGCCACGGAGGACGAGAUCAUCCGCAUCGCCAAGAAGAUGGACAAGAUGGUGCAGAAGAAGAACGCGGCUGGAGCUCUUGAUUUGUUGAAGGAGCUUAAGAAUAUUCCCAUGACCCUUGAGUUACUACAGUCUACCAGAAUUGGGAUGUCAGUGAAUGCAAUACGCAAGCAAAGCACAGAUGAAGAGGUUACAUCUUUAGCAAAAUCUCUUAUCAAGUCUUGGAAGAAGCUGUUAGAUGGACCUUCAACUGAUAAAGAUUCUGAAGAAAAGAAAAAGGAGCCUGCAUCUUCCUCACAAAACAGUCCUGAAGCCAGAGAAGAAAGCAGUUCAAGUAGCAAUUCCAGCAGCAGGAAGGAGGAGGGUAGUGCUCCCUCAAAUUCUUUCAUCCCAUCUUUUCCCCGGGCUCCAAGCACUUCAGACUCUGUGCGAGUGAAAUGUAGAGAAAUGCUCUCUGCAGCUCUCAGAACAGGAGAUGACUAUAUUGCUAUUGGUGCUGAUGAAGAGGAGCUGGGUUCUCAGAUUGAAGAAGCUAUUUUUCAAGAAUUAAAAAACACUGAUAUGAAAUACAAAAAUAGGGUACGAAGUAGGAUAGCGAAUCUCAAGGAUGCAAAGAACCCUAACCUAAGGAAAAAUGUAUUAUGUGGAAACAUUCCUCCUGACAAGUUUGCCAAAAUGACAGCAGAGGAAAUGGCAAGUGAUGAGCUGAAAGAAAUGCGCAAAAAUCUGACCAAAGAAGCUAUCAGAGAGCACCAGAUGGCUAAAACAGGAGGUACCCAAACUGAUCUGUUUACAUGUGGCAAGUGCAAAAAGAAGAACUGUACAUACACACAGGUUCAAACCCGCAGUGCUGAUGAACCCAUGACAACGUUUGUUGUCUGUAAUGAAUGUGGAAACAGAUGGAAGUUCUGUUAGAAGAAGAAAUUGUCAAGACAUCUGGACCAGUAUGAACGAGGAUUUUGUAAUUAGCUUUAAAAACUAGGCCAAGCAUCUAGCUUUCUGCAAAUGAGAGGGUUUUUUUUGUUUUCCUUUUUAUUUCAAAGCAGCAUACAUGCCUCAAGUUAGCCUUUGUUUUGACACAACCAUCAUUUCCUUAAAUGCCUUCCUAUAGCUGGUAGUCAGUAGGGCCAGAUUGCUCAAUUGUAUGGUGAAUUUUAAAAUAUUUUUUCAUUUUUAUAAGUAAGUUGACAUUAAACUUUUACCAGUUAAACAUUUUGGUAAUUGUCUUGUUUUUUUCUAACUCUGUGAAUAAUGUUCUGUAUUUUUUGUGGUCUGAAAUAUACACUCUCCUUCUUUGUGUAUUUUGCCUCUCCACAUUUCCUUAGUUGUAAGAAUGAAAUUUGUUUCUGCUCUGUUCAUUUUGCUUUGCAAGCAGAAAAAGUAUAUAAUUUCCUCAUAACAUUAAACUCAGUUGUUAACUAAAACACAAUUUAAUUAACUCUAGUUUGUAUGUGCUCUUUCUGGACUAGGACUAAGUUUGCAGUCAUGGGGUUUGAAUAUUUAUUAGUGGAUAUGAUGACCUCUUUUGCAAUGGUUGGUUAAGCUUGUUUAUGUAACCAGCUUUGAUCAAUGCAAUAUAUUUUAUUGCCCAAAGCAUGUAUUUUACAUUCUAUCAGUAGGCAUUAUUUCUAAGAAUGUCUUAAAAUAGUGGUUAAAUCUGAUUUGAGUGUUCAGUCUUGCUUAAUGUGCUUGACAACCAGCUUGGGUUUAGACUUUGUAAAUAAGCAAAGGCAUUGUGUUGUAGGCUAUCCUAAUAACACCAGCUAACCAAUUCAUUACAUUAAACUGGCUGGGGAGGUAAUGCUAUACUCCCUUCAUUUAAAUGCCAUUGAUUUUGUUCAUGAAAUGAUUUUUGAGAUGUAGGGUAUCCGAUGUCAAUCAUAGACCUGCAAGUGGGAAUAAAUUAUUAAAGUUAUAAUCUUUUCCAUAUGAAAAAUUAUGUAAAUGCUGCUUUUUUAGAGUUUGCUUUUUAACAGUGCAUGUUUAGAAAUAUUUGCAAAUGUGUUUUCAAGGAAAAAUAUGUCAACAUCUUUAGAAGAGAUUAAAUUCUUUCAUGAUAUCUAA
Oenanthe melanoleuca is the source of this 2154-nucleotide messenger RNA. RefSeq names its product transcription elongation factor A1 (gene TCEA1). Gene Ontology annotation, biological process: DNA-templated transcription; transcription elongation by RNA polymerase II; positive regulation of transcription by RNA polymerase II. Gene Ontology annotation, molecular function: zinc ion binding; nucleic acid binding. The coding region runs from base 91 to 1005 and encodes 304 amino acids. The record is from RefSeq and is a predicted model, not a curated record. NCBI's taxonomy places the organism in Eukaryota, Metazoa, Chordata, Aves, Passeriformes, Muscicapidae. Gene Ontology annotation, cellular component: nucleus. The transcript has 10 exons.